GCUCGGGGGAAUCACGUGAUCUUCCCCAGCAACUGUCAGCGAUCUCUGUCGCCUAAAUACUGAUCACUUGCGCCUCAACCCACAUAAGCUGGGACUUCAGUUUGACUCUUUGCGAGGCUUUGUUUUGAUGCAAUUACUGAGCGGUUUCUCUACGUUGUGCUCCCUGUGUUUUGACCUUUCGCCUAAUCUGACCCGGUUUCGAAUACUGGUUUGCCCUCGUGCACUUCUGCCUGCCUGGACGGCUUUGUGUUAUGAUUUCGGACUGAACUUGGACUUCGAUUUGUGUUUUCUCCCUCUGUGGAUUUUCCUGAUUACCUCUGGUAUUAAACCUCACUACCUUUUACCUGCGAGCGUCUGCGAUUCUGUCCGCACGUUACAAUGUGACUUAUGGGCCAAGCUCCGCCUUUGACUGUCGGCUCUUGAGCCUGCUUUCCUUUUCUUGGUUUCAUUUCCAUGGAAAAACAAAACGAGAACUCUGUCACUGAGAGUGAAUGAGAUUGUCAGCUGCAAUGGCAGCUUCUGAAAAGCAAGUUGGGAAAGGACAGUCAGCACCGUCCAGGACCUGGCUGACUUCUACUAAACUGCUGUUAUUCAUUGUUGUAACAAUAGCGGUUGGAUUACAGACUUUCAAGCAGCAGAACAGUUCUGAGAGUGACAAAGCGCAAGACUUAACCGGUGAGCUUCGGAUCCUGAUGAUUGGAAAGACGGGUGUGGGCAAGAGUACAACAGGAAACACCAUCCUACGCAAAAAUGCCUUCAAAUCUGAGCUCUCCUCUUCCUCUGUAACCUCACAGUGUGAAAAAGUCAGCGGCAAUGUGAAUGAAAGAAAAGUCACAGUUAUUGACUCUCCAGGUCUGUUUGAUACUGAGUUAACUGUGGAUGAGGUUGUUAAUCGGAUUAAACUGUGCAUUCCGCUGUCUGCUCCAGGUCCACAUGUCUUUCUAGUCGUGAUUCAGGUAGGUAGAUUUACAGAGGAAGACAAAAAAACAGUUGAGAUAUUUCAAGCCAUUUUCGGCCAGGAGUCCUCCAGGUACACCAUGGUGCUGUUCACCCAUGGAGAUCAACUUGGGAAACAGAAUAUUCAUCAUUUUGUACGAAACAACUCAAAUCUUUUGGAUUUCAUCAAGAAGUGCAACGGCCGAUAUCACAUGUUCAAUAACAAAGAUCAGGAACCGGACCAAGUCCUUCAGCUUCUGGACCAGAUUGAUAAGAUGGUCACUGGAAAUGGUGGAGAACACUACACCACAGGGAUGCUACAAGAGGCUGAGAGAGCGAUAGAAGCAGAGAAGCAGAGGAUCUUGAAAGAGAACGAAGCACAGAGACAGAAAGAGAUAGAUGACUUGAGAGCACAGUUACAAGAGGAAAGGUUUGAGAGAGAGAAAAAGAAGAAAGAGAAACAAUAUGAGGACGAGGCGAGAGAAAAGGCUGAAAGAGGCUUUUCAUAUGUUGACAAGAUCUUUCACAUUUUGAUUGAGCUUGUUUUGCGAUAUUUUGGGUUACACAGAACAUUUUCUGAGAACUUUUCACUGAAGCUUUUACUCACCAUAUAUUUUACCUUAGAGGAGAUGGUCAAUAAGAUCAAGUUUUGCAUCCCUCUUUCUGCCCCUGGUCCACACACCUUUCUGAUGGUGGCUCAGCCUGGCAGGUUCACUCAGGAAGACUGCAAGACCAUGGAGAUCUUCUUGAAGAUCUUUGGGGAAGAGGCCAGCAGACACACUUUGGUUCUCUUCACCCAUGGAGACAAGCUUAGGGAGAGGAGCAUAUAUGAAUUUGUUAGUCGCAGCCCAGACCUGGAGACUCUCUUUAACAAAAAAAGUUCUGGAACUGCUAGAGUGGAGCCAGAAAAUUUCAAAACUACAUUCUGUGACUGUAUCACACACAGCACCAACUUUUGUGGAGAGAAAAUGUCCUGCUCAACGCUGAAAAUGAGCAAUGAAGAAUCAAACAAUGUGUGGAGGAAACUGAAUAAUAAUGAUGAACUGAGGAUUGUGCUAGUUGGAAAGACUGGAGUGGGAAAGAGUGCUGCAGGAAACACUUUCCUGGGAAAAAAAGCAUUUAAAUCUGAAAUAUCUUCCUCAUCUGUGACCUCAGACUGUGAAAAGGCCAAAGCAUGCAUCAGUGGCAGAGAUGUCGCCAUCAUUGACACACCAGGCAUAUUUGACACCAGAUGUACACAUGAAGAAACUGAGAAAAAGAUCAAACUGUGCAUAUCCCUGUCUGCACCAGGACCUCAUGUGUUCUUGGUGAUUUUCCAGCUGGGCAGAUUCACUGAGGAAGAGCAAGAAACAGUGGAGAUCAUCCAGAAGAUUUUUGGUGAAGAUUCCUCAAAAUAUACUAUGGUCCUUUUUACCAAUGGAGACAAGCUGAAGAACAAGACAAUCCAGGAAUUUGUUCAUGAAAGUCCUGAUCUGCUGAAAUUUAUCCAGUCCACCUGCGGACUAUACCAUGUCUUUAACAAUGAAAACCCGGAUCAAAUGCAGGUUACAGCUCUGCUUGAGACGAUAGAUGAUCUAAUUCUUAAAAACAGUGGAGAGCACUACACAAAUGAAAUGCUGCAGAUGGCUGAGAGAGCAAUUCAAGAGGAGCAGCUAAAAAUUCAACAAAAAAAUCCAAUGUUGGAUGACAGGACAACAAGAGAAACAGCAGAACGAGACAAUUCAUUUCUGAGGAAUGCACUGUGGGCAGGUGGCUUAGCUAGUGCUACAAUCGCCACUCUCAUGAUCCAAAAGAAAUGCUCAAUACAGUGAUUCAUGAAACAAGGU
This is a messenger RNA of Pygocentrus nattereri (red-bellied piranha), 2762 nucleotides long. RefSeq names its product GTPase IMAP family member 8-like. Gene Ontology annotation, molecular function: GTP binding. Lineage: Eukaryota; Metazoa; Chordata; Actinopteri; Characiformes; Serrasalmidae. The coding region runs from base 492 to 2747 and encodes 751 amino acids. The record is from RefSeq and is a predicted model, not a curated record. The transcript has 8 exons.